Messenger RNA from Solanum dulcamara, 927 nucleotides. RefSeq names its product probable NADH dehydrogenase [ubiquinone] 1 alpha subcomplex subunit 5, mitochondrial. Gene Ontology annotation, biological process: respiratory electron transport chain. Lineage: Eukaryota; Viridiplantae; Streptophyta; Magnoliopsida; Solanales; Solanaceae. The record is from RefSeq and is a predicted model, not a curated record. The transcript is spliced from 2 exons. The coding region runs from base 111 to 635 and encodes 174 amino acids.
CCCAAAUUAUGACUCAAUCAGCUGAAGGUUGAGCAUUUCCCUUCUUCAGAGCUCCGAGCGGGUCUCAAGAGUUACAGCCGAGUGACGAGUCGAAGGAGUGAGUCGGAAAAAUGUUUCUCCGAAGAAUAGCGAGGCCAUUGAUGAUGAUGGCGAAAGUGAAGGAGACGACGGGGAUCGUAGGUCUUGAUGUAGUGCCAAAUGCGAGGGAAGUUCUGAUAAAUCUUUACAGGAAAACCCUGGAGGAGAUCAAGGCUGUGCCGGAGGACGAGGGAUACCGGAAAGCCGUGGAAAGCUUCACGCGCCACCGUCUCAGUGUCUGUCAGGAGGAAGCAAAUUCGGAAAUGAUCGAGAAGCGGCUUGGUUGUGGCCAGGUUGAAGAGUUAAUUGAGGAAGCUCAAGAUGAGCUUAAGCUCAUCGGCCACAUGAACGAGUGGAAACCUUGGGGUAUUCCCGAUGAUUAUGAGUGUGAAGUUAUAGAAAAUGAUGCUCCAGUACCCAAGCACGUUCCCCUUCAUCGUCCUGGUCCUCUUCCUGAGGAGUUUUAUAAGACACUAGAGGCUGUCACUUCUGGCAAAUUGGAGACUUCAAAGAAAGAUGAACCUGCAAUUGCAUCAGGUGAAUCACAAUCAAAGUAGAAUCUUCAAUGGCCUCUUUGUACUGAUCAACCCAUGUCAAGAUCCAAAAGUGAAUGUGCUCUCACUCAUUCAUCCUUGGGUUCUUCUCUUUGUGUUAUUUCUAUAUAAUCCUUUUAAUUGGACUGACUGGAGUUUGUUGACACAAAAGCUUGAAACAUUAGUUAAUAAGAACAAACCGAGCUGGUUAUUGCAACGGGUGUAUUUAUUUAUGUAGUUAAACUACAUAACGAUUUUCCAAUCACUGAAAAUCAUCACAAUGUUUAAUAAGGAGCCAUUUCUCAUUUGUGAUUGA